This is a messenger RNA of Coturnix japonica (Japanese quail), 711 nucleotides long. RefSeq names its product formation of mitochondrial complex V assembly factor 1 (gene FMC1). Gene Ontology annotation, cellular component: mitochondrion. Lineage: Eukaryota; Metazoa; Chordata; Aves; Galliformes; Phasianidae. The record is from RefSeq and is a predicted model, not a curated record.
CGACCCAAACGCGGCUUUUGCGACCCCGCUCGUAGAGGCAGCACAGCAGGCGGAUCCCCGCCCUCUGAUGCCGGGCCGCUCUCGUUACGCAGCGCUCACACCACGCUUCCACACCCACCCUCCCAACGCAUCGGUUGCCGUUGGCCGCUCCGGUUCCAGCGCCCGCAGCCCCUGAGCGCGUCCCUCCGCCCAACGGCCCCGGAGCCGCGCGACCUUCGGCAUGUGACCUCCACCGCUGGACGGACAGCUGCGCGAGCCGCCCGCCCUCCCAUUGGUCGGUUCCGCGCGUUGCCGGCGGCUGAUUGGCGGAGGGAGAGGAGCGGGAAGAUGGCGGCGCUGGGCUCUCCGCUGCGGACGCUCCGUGAGCUGCUCCGCGAGCUGCGGCACAUCAGCGGACGCGCCUACCGCGACACGGCCGCGUACCGGCACGUCCUCAACGCCUUCCGCGCUCACCGGGUGACCAGCGAGAAGCUGUGCCGGGCCCAGCAGGAGCUGCACUUCCAGGCCGCCACCUACCUGUGCUUGCUGCGCAGCGUGCGGCAGCACCAGGCCCUGCACCGCGAGUACCACGGCCGCGGGGAGCGCUCCCCAGAGGAGGUGGCGGGGCUGGUGGGAUUCAGGCUGCCCCGGCAGCCGGGGGGGAAGGGCUGAGCCCGUCCCGGGCCGCCCGCUGCUCGGCCACGAAUAAACGCCCUCGGCUCUGGAGCUGCA